Megalops cyprinoides (Indo-Pacific tarpon) is the source of this 1542-nucleotide messenger RNA. It is a transcript of the gene ankrd33ba, whose product is annotated as ankyrin repeat domain 33ba. Lineage: Eukaryota; Metazoa; Chordata; Actinopteri; Elopiformes; Megalopidae. The coding region runs from base 1 to 1524 and encodes 507 amino acids. Gene Ontology annotation, molecular function: protein binding. The record is from RefSeq and is a predicted model, not a curated record. The transcript is spliced from 4 exons.
AUGGUGCUGAUAACAGACGACAGGGAUGGAGGAGGGUCCUCUCCUGUCAAACUCAAACAGGUUCAACAAAGUAAAAGUAGAAACGAUGCGCAGGUUCAUCCAGCGGAAGCCACGGAGAAUUCAUAUCUCUCGGAAGAAGACGAAUAUCUGGGGUCUUGUGAAGAAGACGACGAAGAUGACGAUUUUGAGGAAUACGACGAAUUCUCUGAGUUGCCCGAUACCAGAAGUAUCGCAUCGGAUGACUCCUUUUAUCCACUGGAUGACAGUUUCGCGGACACCGAGAGGACACCAUCUCCUGAAAGUCCAGAACCACUCUCCUUCUUCCAGGCAUGUUGCAGCAAUAAUGCUGUCAUUGUUAGGAUCAUGAUAAGACAAGGAGUAACAGAAGACGAAGUAAGAGAGACGGAUAAGAACAACAGGACAGGAUUGAUGGUUGCCUGCUACCAGGGAUAUGUGGAUAUAGUCAUUGCCCUUGCUCAUUGUCCUUACAUUGAUGUGAACUGGCAGGACAAUGAAGGCAACACGGCCCUCAUCACAGCUUCUCAAGCAGGACACAUAACAAUCUGCAACUAUCUGCUGAACUACUACCCUGGCCUCGACAUCGAGAGGAAGAACUGUCAUGGCUUCACGGCUGUCAUGAAAGCGGCUAUGCAGGGCAGAGCGGAAUGUGUCCGAGCUCUGAUGCUGGCAGGCGCAAACCUGGACGCCCAGGACAAUGGGCGGAAGCUCACUCCAAGGCAGUGGGCUCUCUUCACAGGCCGCUACGAGACCGCUAACCUCAUGCUGCGCCUGAUGACCCAGCCCUGUCCCGAGCAGUUCAGCGACUCCUACAAGCCUGAGUGGCCCAUGCUGCCGCAGUUGGUGGCCAAGGCGCAGCGGCCCAAGGGCUGCCUGCAGAAGAUGUCUGAGGCGAUGCGCAAUGCCUUCUCCUUCAGCAUGAACUCAGAGCCAACGGACGGCGGAGUGAUGGAUCACAUGGUGCGCGUUACAACCAGCCUUGGAAGCCCCUUCAUCGCCACAGCCUGCCGGACGGUGUGCCCGAGCAGCCCGCCCUGCGUCGGCAAGAGGCGCUAUUCCGUGCAGGAGAUCCUGAGGAAGCAGCGAAUAGACCAGCUCAAGAGCCUGGGCCCGGAGCGGCUCAACAACUACAAGAAACUCUUCCAGAACUCGCGGGUUACGCUGGUCCCCAAGAAGAAAGACAGACGGGCGAGCCUGCAGCCGCAGAGCCCCGGUGACACAGUGGCCGAGCUGAGGCGGGGCAGCCUGGUGCCUCUCAACAUGGUGAGGAGGAGCAGCGUGCGGCCGGGCAUCGUGGUGCCCAAGGUCAGGGUGACCAAAGCCCCCACGCCCACGUACGAGCCGGAGAAGGUCCGGAGGAGCAGCAGUAAGGACGAGAAGUUCCUCCAGAUCCCCAAGUGGAGGUACAAGGAGCUAAAGGAGGAGAGGAAGAAGGCAGAGGAGGAGGAAAGGAAGAGACUGGAGGCAAUCACACGGAGACACCUGUCUACAGGGAAAAAGAAGUGACCCUCCCUGCGACCUUAA